Sphaeroforma arctica JP610 is the source of this 330-nucleotide messenger RNA. RefSeq lists its product as hypothetical. NCBI's taxonomy places the organism in Eukaryota, Ichthyosporea, Ichthyophonida. The transcript has a single exon. Bases 1 to 330 code for a protein of 109 amino acids. The record is from RefSeq and is a predicted model, not a curated record.
AUGCUGCAGCACUAUAUGCUGCACACAUUCCGAGAGGUGCGGGCCUUGUUCUCGUACCUGGACGACCUCACAAUAGUGGCAAAGCUGAUCCAUGACCAAACAUACAUAGUGUCAAUAGAUCAGCACUGGCCGGACUUGUACCACCAGACUCUGGAUAUUAUGGUUGACCGUAAUAUCCAGUUACAGCCGAAGAAGAGCCAAAUCGCCAGGCUAACAAAGAAGGUCACCCAUCUCUUUGGUCGGGACAUCCUGAACCAUGGCUACAUGAUCGACAGGGAUCGACUGAGGGACUUACUCAUGGCACCGGUCCCCAAGAACCAUAAGGAGUGA